Messenger RNA from Acanthoscelides obtectus, 668 nucleotides. Lineage: Eukaryota; Metazoa; Arthropoda; Insecta; Coleoptera; Chrysomelidae. The record is from the annotation of a GenBank genome assembly.
AGGUACAAAUCAACAUCUUCCAAGUUCCUAGAUAGAAAACCAAAAAUCGAGUGCUGUGAUACACACCAAACCUGUGAUAAAACAUAAACUAAUCUACUCUUCUUCGCCAACAAAAUGUCUUCCUGUCACCAACAAUGACCAAUAACCAACACGUGAUGCUGAACGGCGUGUGCGUCACUGAUGGGGGAAAUGCGGGGGCUUCGGAGCAGUUCGAGAAGCUAUUAGGUAGCAGAUGUCAGACUGCCCCUACCCUUCCUGCACUUUUACCCGUAAAAGAGAUCUGCGGCCAGAAGUUAGAUAAAAGAAGAAGAUCUGAUAACAGUUUAUUGGGUUCGUUCUAUAGGCUUAGAAAUUCAAUUACGUCUGGAAGUAAAGAUGCUCCAAAUCAAAUCAACAGAAUCAACAGGUAAGGUUUUUGUUUCUGUAAAAUUGAGGUGUUUUUCCAUUUUUUAUGCAUUACCGUCUUUACAUUGGGAAUGGGUCCUAUGUACAAACCCAUCGGUCUUGUCCAGAGAGCGAGGUCACGUUAGCAGUGCGAUAAAGGGUAGGGAGAAAGUCGGUUGGGAAGGUCGCUUGUAUAAAGAAGAAAAAGUAUUGGCCCUAGCACAGAUCCUUGUGGAACUCCACUAGUAACACGAUGGCUAGAAGAAUAGGCGUCUCCAACACGG